Molecule: messenger RNA, 9094 nt
Organism: Vigna umbellata (rice bean)
Lineage: Eukaryota; Viridiplantae; Streptophyta; Magnoliopsida; Fabales; Fabaceae
Source: RefSeq, a predicted model, not a curated record
CCAGUUCGGAAGCCUUUCAAUUCGAAGAAAGCUCAACCAUGGUCGGUUCGAAAGCAAAUGCAAAGUGGCAAAAUCAGAAGCGAAAACAAAGAUUCGAUGCCGAACCUCAAACUUCUUCCAAACGACACCGUUCUGAUAUUGCUCCGAAGCGUCACGGUCCCUGGAACAAUCUUCAACUCAUACUUUGCAUCCAAGACAAAGACAAUGAUCUUUCCAGUAAGGUUAAUCAGGCAUUUAAUUUUGUGCGGUCAAGUGUGGAAAAUGGUGUUGGCGCUUGUCAGGACUGUAAUACUAUAAAAUUUCCAAGACUAAUAUCUUACCUUAAUGAUUGGAUCGUGACAUUGCUGUUUCCUCCAAAUGGGAAGAAAAACUGGGGCGAUGGGAAGACACCACAGCUCGAGGGGAUUGAGGCAUAUAUGGAUAUUCGUUGUUGGGAGAUAUUCAAGUUAUGCUUGCAGGAGUCUUUGAAGUUUCACGGCUCUUGGAGUAUGCCCCGGAACCUCCUACAAACUGUUCAGUUUGUUGCCAGAGAUUUUCUGUCACUGCUAGAAGACACCUGUAUUAGUUCAGGAGAAGUUAUUAUAUCCGAAGAAAGGUUUAAACUGUAUGGUACCGCUAUUGAUUGUGUUUCGUUGGUAUUCUUGUCGCAUGGUGGGUUGUCAAAUAAAAACUUGGAAUUGUGGGUUGACACAACCAAGGUGUUGCUUGAUCUUGUGCUGAAAACUUAUAACAAUAGCCUUGAUGACAGCAAUGUCGGUGCUCUUGCACAACGCUUUCUCUGGUCAGUGCUUCUGCCAUUCUCUAAGUUGAGUGUCCAGCGAGCUAAGAAAGGAUUUCAUAAUUUUGUGGAUAAACUUCUUGAGCCGUUGUUGCAUUUAUCUAGUGAGUUGCAUCUUCGGGUUAAUAGAAGUAAUCCCAUUUGGACGUCAAGAUUAAAAGAGGCAGUGGAAGAAGUUCUUUCUCAUGGCCUUUUUCAUCAAGUGCAUAUUUCUGAGUUUUUAAGCCUACAUGGUUCAGAAAAUGAUGUUACUGCAUGUGAUGAAAAAUCAAAUGACUCAAAAACAACUAUUAAGAGUUAUACUAGACAUUUAUUUGAUGUACUCAAUAGAAUUAUAGCUAGGAAGAAUGCUAUGGCAAUGGGUAGCUUAGGCUUGUUAUUUCAUUUAUAUGCUACUUCAGCAAGAAAAUUCAAACUGGAUGAAGGGCUCAAGACAACAGAGAAAAUAGGUGAUUCAAGGCAACCAGUGCCUGGAAAACAUUCUAACUCAAAUACUAUUUCUGCAGACAUUCAAAAAUCACUUUUUAAUUUUUUUGGACUGAUUAUGGAACCCCUUUUGCUGAAGAUUAAUGCCUACAUUGAAGUUGAAGUAGAUGCCAAUACCCUGUUGUUGGAUCUUCAUGGUUUACUAAAGUCUGUUGGUAAUUUGCUUGCUAGUUUUAUGCGAGAGAAAGUUUAUUUGAGAACAGAAGACACAUCUGGAGGAGCUUGUCUCAAUUUCUUGAAGAAAAUAUUUAAUACACUGAUAACUAGUUCUACUAGUGUACUUCAUUUCUCCAAUUAUGAUACAACUAACAAGAUGGAGAUAUAUGGUUUGCCUGUUAAUGAGAUUCUAGUCGCUAUGGGAUAUCUUUUGCAGAUUGAAUAUGAGGUUAUUGGUGAAGGCUUGGUAAAUUUAUGGCUUCUUAUCUUGUCAUUCUCUGCCAUUAAUUGCAAUUUGGGGAAUGCUUUUGAUCAAUGCUCAUUACCUUGUGCUAUACCUGCCCUGGAGUGCCAAACAAUUCAUCUCUACAGUCAACUUCGCCAGGUGGAAGUUGCUAUUUUAGCACUGUGCAAAGCUAUAAGGCUUAUUAUAUGUCCUAAGGGUUAUACUGAAGAAAGUUCUUCUAGGUUCUUGACAUUUCUGUCUAAUGAAGUUCAUUUUGAAGCAGUUGAAAGGCUGUUAUCUUCACAGAAUUUCAUUCAUGCCAUUUAUAAAGCUGUUGAAUCUAUUCCAGAAGGGCAGGUGUGUGGGUGUAUUAGACAGAUAAGAGAUGAUAUUUCAGAAUCUCUCAUGUGGAUGAAAGAUUUCUGUCCAUUGGUUGAUGGCAAGAAAUUGCAAUUUUUUAAUCUGCAAGUGGAACUGUUUGGUAGAGGGCUAUCUAGACUAUAUUGUUUAGUGCUUGGUUCGGUGACAGUCACUGAUGGUAACCGCAAUCUUUUUGGAGUUUCCAUAAAAGAACUUAUGGAAUUAAUGCGUCCCUACUUGAGUAUUCUAGUUGGACAGCAGCCAGAUACAAUCUGCAAGUUCUUUUCUUCUGUCACAGGUCAAACUGUUGAUCGAGUGGUUAGAAAGGGAAAAUUUUUGAAGAAAUUUGGUAUGUCCAGCCAAUGGGUUCUUGUGUUCUUCUUUCAGUUGUAUUUGUCUUGCCAAACCUUAUAUAGGCAAGCAAGCCUUAUGCCUCCUGAUUUGCCAAAAAAGUCUGCAGAGGUGGUAGAUUACACAGCAUAUUCCGCUUGGGAGUUGAUGGACAGGAUUGAUGAGAUAGACUUCGGCUUUUUUUCUUGGAUUGUUCAACCCUCAGGUUCCCUCCUUGAUGUUAUGAAAUUUAUUUCUGACAUAUAUCUUAAACAUGGCCCAGAUGAUUCUUCCCCUUUGAUCUAUAUCUUUCAAUCUAUGGCUCUUCGAAGGCUUGUUGACGUGAAUAAACAGAUUAUAUCGUUCAAGUAUAUGCAAAAGAAGCAUUAUUUGCAGAAGCCUUAUAGAUCCCAAAUCAACACACUGAAGGAAGAAGCGGCUGGACUUACUAAUUUUAUUAUGGAAAAUUUAUCAUGUGUGUUUCAAUCCCCAAUCUUUGUUUCUGAAUGUGUAACUUCUGAAGAUGUAGUUUCUGUGGCUACUCAAAGCAACGAAUGUGAUCUAGGAGUUUAUUUUGCUGACAGAAAGUCAUUGCAAACACUCAUUUGGUCUAAUCUUUGCAAAAGUGUUGAUGUUUGGAGCAACCAUGCUUCAAAGAAGCAGAUGAAAAAGUUCUUCUCACAUUUACUCCAUACUUACCUUCAAAGUGUAACAAGUAGAUUUCAAGAGUCAGGUGUGCAAGACAUUGACAAAUUUAAGCUGCUCAAGAGGGUCACUUUGUCACAAAUAUCAUCAGAACUUUUAAAUGAUUCACUUUUUUAUAAACAAAAAUUUGUCCACAGGAAUCUGGCCUCAAUAUUCUGUGAUGCUUUAGAGAAAUCUGCACUUCCAUUAUUUAGUAAUGUUCUGUGUACUGAUGUGAAUCUUUGGUCAUUGCCUGAUUGGGUUGAGUUUUUAAGCUCCCUUGACAAGUCAACAGUGCUUAUUGAUGAGAAUAAAGAGAUUCAGGUUGAUUGUUCUGCUGUGGAAAGUUCAACCACUCAUUUAGACAGCAAACUUCCUGCGGAUAUCAGCAAAGAAGAAAAGACUUUCCCUGUCACAGACAAAGUUUUUCGAGAUUGCCACCAUUUACUUGAUCUCUUAUGUUGGAUGCAAGAUAUAAAUGCAAGAUCAUUUUCAUAUCUCAUGACUUGUAUUUUCAACCUUGAAAGGCUUCUUGUCAGUGCUCUUCUGUAUUUUCAGUGUACAGUGCAACAGGAUUAUUAUUGUGAGUACUUAAGAUUAUUUGUCUCGUGUCGGAAGGCAUUAUGGUAUAUAUUAAUUGGAUUCUAUGAGAAGGCGGAGACUAUUCAAUCAUUACCAAACACAAUUGUUUCUGAAAGUUCAUUCCCAGUUUUAUGGAUUACAAAGUCAUUAUCUGUGGUUGUGGGGAUUACAGAGGCAUUCUCUGCAAAAGAUAUUAUUUUAUGUAAAUCUAUGAUGUUUUCCUUGUUGGAUUACACAUCACAUGUCUUGUCCAGCAUAGGUAAAUAUCAAAGUGUAAAUGCUUUUUCCAUUAAUAAAGAAGCUGAAGUGUCAAGUGAAGAGAUCUCUAAUCAUAUGAUUUGCCAUGAAGAGAAUAAUUUGAUUACAUCUUCUCAGAACUCCCCCAAGCUUGAGGCAUUGAAAUGUUUAACCUUUAUGGAUGAGAAUUUGAAAGAGCAUAAACACAGUUUGCUUGUUUCUAUUAACAAUUCCCCUCAUAAUGUCAGUGUGGGAUUUGGUCUUACCAUUGAAAACAUCAUUAGAUUGUCGUCUGCAGUUUGUUGCUUUAGUAGAGUGUUGUGGGGCCUCACAUCAUCCACUGGCCUAACAGAUGCUAAAGAUAUUGAUGAAAAACAAUUAUUGAUCUUGAAAAGUGAACAUGCCUCUGAACUAAAUAGUUGUAUAUCUUUUCUCAUGGAGCUUUCUGAUGUUUUUGUGAACAAAUUUCUUGUUGAGAGUAACCAACUUUCCAAUAGUUCACAUAGUACGCAGCAUUCUGAAGAUCCAGUGAUGCAGGUGUCUUUGUCACUAACCAAUUUGGCACCUAAAGUUGUUGUUUCUAAGGCUAAUACCUCAGCUGGUCCACAAAAUGAAUGUAAAGCUGCUGCAAUUUGCUAUACUUUAUCAGUUGAUAAUGUCUCCAAGGGUAUCAGUGAUCUAGGAAGGGCUUUGAAUCCAAAAGGUGAAAACUCUGUUGCCAUGGUUUUGGCCGGGGUGGAUUACUUUGAGCCACAGGGUCUAAAUAAGCAUUUUUUACGAAGUUUGGUAAAAGCUGAUCACCCUGAAGUAGCUUUAUUGCUGAGACAACUGCUAAUUGCUUUCUCAUCUCUUUUGAGGUUAAAUUUGCAUAGAAAUGAUCGUUUCUUACCUUCUAGUCUUGUAUCUACUUUCAUUGAAAUUUCACAACUCCUAUUACUAGAAUUUGCAGAGAUGGUUGUGGUCCCACAACAAUCUGCUUUGCUGUUGUUUGAUGGCGCUUGCAGCUAUUUGAGAGAAUUGGUGGGUUAUUUUCCUUUUACCGAUCCUACAUCCUCUAGAAAAGUCCACACAGAAUUGAUUCAGGUUCACAUGAGGGCAAUAGGCAAGUCCAUUUUGUUGCAAGGAAAAGGGCGAACACUAACCUUUCAUGAAAGACAGUCAAGUGCAAAGCCACUUCAUUGUGGAUCAGUUGAAGCUUAUUCUUCUACUGAAUUGCACUGCUUUGCCUUGGAUGAAUUUAGAACCAGGCUGCGGAAGUCAUUCAAAGCAUAUAUAGAGAAGUCAUCUGAGCUGCAUCUUUUGUCUACUAUACAGGUCAUUGAGAGAUCUCUAGUAGGUAUUCUAGAAGGAUGUACUGUGAUUUAUGAUGUAAAAACAAGUAAAGAUGGGGAGGAAAUUUUGUCAGUUGUGGCAGGUGGCAUUGAUUGCUUCAGAAUGAUUCUUGAAUUUGUUUCAGGUCGGAAAGGCUUGAAGAUGAUUAAAAGACACAGUCAGAGUUUAGUAUCUGCUGUUUUCAACAUUAUUGUGCAUUUACAGACCCUCCUUAUUUUUUAUGAUAACUUGGCAUCUGGAACAGUUGUCAGUACUCCUGAUCCUGGGUCAGCCAUUCUCAUGGGUGUUGAAGUACUGGUUACAGUUUCUAGAAAACAGGCUCAAUUCCCAAUGGAUGUGGGUCAAAUAUUACAUAUCCCUGCCGUACUCUUUCAGAAUGUUUGUCAGUUUAGAGUUACUAAAGCGCCUGGUCCAUCAGAACCAUUGAUGAUUUCAGAAAAGCAUAUUUGUGAUCCAGUAAAGAGAGUGGGCCACGUUGAUCACCAGUUCUUAGUUAGCCUCUUCAUUGUGUCUUGUCAACUAUUGUGUACCAUUAUUAUGCAUCGUCCAAGUGAGUGCAUACAGUGUGUUGCCCAUCUUGAAGCUUCUGUUGCUGUUCUUCUUAAUUGCUUGGAGACAGUUUCUGAUGAUGAAUCAAAAAUGAAUAAGGGUUGCUUUUCUUCAGAUGAGGAAUUAAAAUGUGCCUGUUUUAUGAGAAGAAUUUAUGAAGAGAUAGAACAGAAAAAAGAUAUCUUUAGUCGUCAAUGUUCUCUGUUUUUAUCCAAUUACAUACGGGUUUGUUCAGGAUAUGGUCCCAAGAGAAGUGGCAUCAGAAGAGAAGUAGAUGAAGCUCUACGACCGGGUGUCUAUGCUUUAAUAGAUGCUUGCUCAGUUGAUGAUCUUCAAUAUCUUCAUACUGUUUUUGGAGAGGGACCUUGCAGAAACACCCUGGCCAGUAUUUUGCAUGAUCGCAAACUCAACAAAUACGAAGGAAAAUGUACAGUGCAGCAGGAUUAUUAUUGUGAGUACUUAAGAUUAUUUGUCUCGUGUCGGAAGGCAUUAUGGUAUAUAUUAAUUGGAUUCUAUGAGAAGGCGGAGACUAUUCAAUCAUUACCAAACACAAUUGUUUCUGAAAGUUCAUUCCCUGUUUUAUGGAUUACAAAGUCAUUAUCUGUGGUUGUGGGGAUUACAGAGGCAUUCUCUGCAAAAGACACUAUUUUAUGUAAAUCUAUGAUGUUUUCCUUGUUGGAUUACACAUCACAUGUCUUGUCCAGCAUAGGUAAAUAUCAAAGUGUAAAUGCUUUUUCCAUUAAUAAAGAAGCUGAAGUGUCACGUGAAGAGAUCUCUAAUCAUAUGAUUUGCCAUGAAGAGAAUAAUUUGAUUUCAUCUUCUCAGAACUCCCCCAAGCUUGAGGCAUUGAAAUGUUUAACCUUUAUGGGUGAGAAUUUGAAAGAGCAUAAACACAGUUUGCUUGUUUCUAUUAACAAUUCCCCUCAUAAUGUCAGUGUGGGAUUUGGUCUUACCAUUGAAAACAUCAUUAGAUUGUCGUCUGCAGUUUGUUGCUUUAGUAGAGUGUUGUGGGGCCUCACAUCCUCCACUGGCCUAACAGAUGCUAAAGAUAUUGAUGAAAAACAAUUAUUGAUCUUGAAAAGUGAGCAUGCCUCUGAACUAAAUAGUUGUAUAUCUUUUCUCAUGGAGCUUUCUGAUGUUUUUGUGAACAAAUUUCUUGUUGAGAGUAACCAACUUUCCAAAAGUUCACAUAGUAGACAGCAUUCUGAAGAUCCAGUGAUGCAGGUGUCUUUGUCACUUACCAAUUUGGCACCUAAAGUUGUUGUUUCUAAGGCUAAUACCUCAGCUGGUCCACAAAAUGAAUGUAAAGCUGCUGCAAUUUGCUAUACUUUAUCAGUUGAUAAUGUCUCCAAGGGUGUCAGUGAUCUAGGAAGGGCUUUGAAUCCAAAAGGUGAAAACUCUGUUGCCAUGGUUUUGGCCGGGGUGGAUUACUUUGAGCCACAGGGUCUAAAUAAGCAUUUUUUACGAAGUUUGGUAAAAGCUGAUCACCCUGAAGUAGCUUUAUUGCUGAGACAACUGCUAAUUGCUUUCUCAUCUCUUUUGAGGUUAAAUUUGCAUAGAAAUGAUCGUUUCUUACCUUCUAGUCUUGUAUCUACUUUCAUUGAAAUUUCACAACUCCUAUUACUAGAAUUUGCAGAGAUGGUUGUGGUCCCACAACAAUCUGCUUUGCUGUUGUUUGAUGCCGCUUGCAGCUAUUUGAGAGAAUUGGUGGGUUAUUUUCCUUUCACCGAUCCUACAUCCUCUAGAAAAGUCCACGCAGAAUUGAUUCAGGUUCACAUGAGGGCAAUAGGCAAGUCCAUUUUGUUGCAAGGAAAAGGGCGAACACUAACCUUUCAUGAAAGACAGUCAAGUGCAAAGCCACUUCAUUGUGGAUCAGUUGAAGCUUACUCUUCUACUGAAUUGCACUGCUUUGCCUUGGAUGAAUUUAUAACCAGGCUGCGGAAGUCAUUUAAAGCAUAUAUAGAGAAGUCAUCUGAGCUGCAUCUUUUGUCUACUAUACAGGUCAUUGAGAGAUCUCUAGUAGGUAUUCUAGAAGGAUGUACUGUGAUUUAUGAUGUAAAAACAAGUAAAGAUGGGGAGGAAAUUUUGUUAGUUGUGGCAGGUGGCAUUGAUUGCUUCAGAAUGAUUCUUGAAUUUGUUUCAGGUCGGAAAGGCUUGAAGAUGAUUAAAAGACACAGUCAGAAUUUAGUAUCUGCUGUUUUCAACAUUAUUGUGCAUUUACAGACCCUCCUUAUUUUUUAUGAUAACUUGGCAUCUGGAACAGCUGUCAGUACUCCUGAUCCUGGGUCAGCCAUUCUCAUGGGUGUUGAAGUACUGGUUACAGUUUCUAGAAAACAGGCUCAAUUCCCAAUGGAUGUGGGUCAAAUAUUACAUAUCCCUGCCGUACUCUUUCAGAAUGUUUGUCAGUUUAGGGUUACUAAAGCGCCUGGGUCAUCAGAACCAUUGAUGAUUUCAAAAAAGCAUAUUUGUGAUCCAGUAAAGAGAGUGGGUCACGUUGAUCACCCGUUCUUAGUUAGACUCUUCAUCGUGUCUUGUCAACUAUUGUGUACCAUUAUUAUGCAUCGUCCAAGUGAGUGCAGACAGUGUGUUGCCCAUCUUGAAGCUUCUGUUGCUGUUCUUCUUAAUUGCUUGGAGACAGUUUCUGAUGAUGAAUCAAAAAGGAAUAAGGGUUACUUUUCUUCAGAUGAGGAAUUAAAAUGUGCCUGUUUUAUGAGAAGAAUUUAUGAAGAGAUAGAACAGAAAAAAGAUAUCUUUAGUCGUCAAUGUUCUCUGUUUUUAUCCAAUUACAUAUGGGUUUAUUCAGGAUAUGGUCCCAAGAGAAGUGGCAUCAGAAGAAAAGUAGAUGAAGCUCUACGACCGGGUGUCUAUGCUUUAAUAGACGCUUGCUCAGUUGAUGAUCUUCAAUAUCUUCAUUCGGUUUUUGGAGAGGGACCUUGCAGAAACACCCUGGCCAGUCUUUUGCAUGAUCGCAAACUCAACAAAUACGAAGGAAAAGUUUGAUCUUGAAAUUUUAUUUGCUGAUAGUUUUUUUGUGCACUCCUCUCUUGGCUGAGAGCAAGCUAUUCUUAUAACUGGAAAUGAUGUGAUUAUUUUCCCAAGGCGGAGACGUUACCAGAUUCUACGCACGCACGAUGAGAAGAUACAUCUCUCAACUGGGUCGAUGUGCAACACUAUUUUCCUUAGAAUAUUUUCAACCGAGAUUGAAAACGUGUCAACUAAUAUAACGGAAAGCCACUACCGAGUCUCUACAAAUUGAAUUUAUAUUUCUGGUCGAGGGACGAUAAUCUUUCCAUGUUCAAUAUUUUACACGUGUGCAUGAAAGAUCAAUGUAUUCUAAUUACUUUAUGAUGAAUCCACUGUUUAUGAUAGCAUUC